Messenger RNA from Astyanax mexicanus (Mexican tetra), 5013 nucleotides. RefSeq names its product PDZ domain containing RING finger 3a (gene pdzrn3a). The transcript is spliced from 10 exons. The record is from RefSeq and is a predicted model, not a curated record. Lineage: Eukaryota; Metazoa; Chordata; Actinopteri; Characiformes; Acestrorhamphidae. The coding region runs from base 138 to 3131 and encodes 997 amino acids. Gene Ontology annotation, molecular function: protein binding; ubiquitin protein ligase activity. Gene Ontology annotation, biological process: protein ubiquitination; neuromuscular junction development.
UCAGCUGCUCGUGCUCUGCCGGUAGCGCACACCUCCUGUACUAAAGCAGCAGCUCUCAGAGAUGUUGACAGUUCUGAGACUGAUCUGUCAAAUGAUCUGGAAGCUCACAGCGCUGCGCUUCAGAUCCUCAGAGGGAGAUGGGGUUUGAGCUGGAGCUCUUCGAGAGCCCCGUGGACCCGGAGUUUCUCUGUAAGCUUUGCGGGAAAGUUCUGGAGGAGCCGCUCACCACUCCGUGCGGACACGUGUUCUGCGCGGGCUGCGUGAUUCCGUGGGUCGCCAAGUGGAGCAGCUGCCCCGCCAAGUGCCGCCGGAUCUCCGCCGCCGAGCUGAACCGCGUCCUCGCGCUGAAAAACCUCGUCCUGAAACUGGCCGUCAGGUGCCACAACCGGCCGCUCGGCUGCAGCAGAGUGCUGGAGCUCCGGCAUCUCGCGGAGCACGCGGCGGCGUGCGGCUUCUCGCCGGUAACCCGGGAGAUAAAGCUGGGCGUGAGAAGCACGGAGCUGCGCGGAUUAACCGUCGACAUCCGGGGAAUGUCGGAGGUGCGGGGAGAGAGGGACGCGCGGCGGCGCGCGGAGGGCUCGUGUGCCCGCGAGAAGCGGCUGCAGCUCGCGCAGCUGCACCGCCAGCUCCAGUCGGCGGCGCUGAGGAACCGGCAGCAGGACUUCGAGGAGCUCCGGAGGAACAGCAGCGGCUGGAGGAGGUGGAGCCCUGUGAACACGGGAGAAGAAACAAGAAGACAUACAGUUACUCUACACAGAGGUUCCGGGCCAUUUGGCUUCAAUAUUAUCGGUGGAAGAUCUUGUGAGGGAUUGAAAGCCAGUGGCGAUUUCAGUGAUGGGAUUUAUGUGUCCAAGAUAGUGGAAAACGGAGCAGCAGACAGAGCAGGCCUGCAGAUACACGAUAGGAUCAUAAAGGUAAACAACAGGGAACUGUCCUUGGCUACGCAUGACGAUGCAGUAGAAGCUUUCCUUAUGGCCAGAGACCCCAUUGAGGUCGAGGUCCUACGCAGGGUUGCCCCCACUAAAACUUCCAGCGCUCUAAUCCCGGACACCAGAGGAGUGGACACCACUACCCAAACAGAAAUAAGUCUGGAACAUGUAGAGGCAGUGACGAAGCUAACCUCUCCUCCUACACCUGUAGGCAUGUCAGUGAUGGACAAACACAAAUACCAGCCCACUGAGAGUGAAAUGCUAAGCUAUAGUUCAUUAUAUCCCACUGGCUUCUUUGAGGACAUGCCAAAAUACCCUGAGAGAGGAGAACUAGAGUAUGAGGAGGUGGAUCUGCAGAAAAGGAGCACUCAAGACAAGCUUGGUCUGACAUUGUGCUACAAGACUGAUGAGGAGGAGGAGACUGGUAUUUAUGUGAGCGAGAUUGAUCCAGGGAGCAUUGCAGCACAGGAUGGCAGGGUGAGAGAAGGCGACCAGAUUAUUCAGAUCAAUGGGGUGGAUAUACAGAACCAUGAAGAGGCAGUGGCUGUGCUGUCUAAAGGAAAUUGCAGGAAUGUGCGUCUCCUUUUGGCUCGACCUGAAAUCCAGGAUGAUGGCUGGUUAGAGGAGGAUGAACACAGCUUCCUGGAAGACUUGGAAAUGGGUACCCUGGAGAAGCAGCACUGCCAAUCUGUGCACUUCACUGCCAGCAUGCUUCACCAGAGAGAACGCGAAGAAGAUGAGGGCACUACAGAUACAGCCACGGUUCUCUCUAACCCUCACGAGAAAGACAGCGGCGUAGGUCGCACUGACGAGAGCACCCGCAACGAUGAGAGCUCGGAACAAGAGAACCUUGGAGAUGACCACACCUCGACCUCUGACACUCUUCUCAGCAGCGGCAAGAGGCUCAGCUACAGUCAGGACGUUCCGGGCGGUGAACCCAUGCACUUCAGCAGCGAGUCCUUCCUCUCUGCUGAUGGUGGAGAGUUCUCCAGCAUACCUGAAGUGGAGUGUGAGCGCUUUCGUGAGCUGCUCGAGCUGAAGUGCUUGGUGAAUGAAACCAGUCCCGACGUGAUGUUGGGGGAAAGCGCCAGGUCAUUCGGGAAAAGGAUUAGCUUGGAUUGUGAUGAGCAGGAGAUUGAGAUGCUCAAUGAGGAGCUGAGGAAAAUCGAGCUGGAGUGUUUGAGCAUCAUACGCUCGCACCGGUUGCAGCAGGAGAUCCAAAGACAGCAAGCAAACAGGGAUUCUAGAGAACUUCAGAGUGGUACUGAUAAAACCAGCACAGGUAAAGGUCAGAAAGUGUAUAACAUUACAACUGAUAUACUUGAGCAGAUGGACAAAGACAGCUCCAGUGCCUACAACACUGGAGAGAGCUGUCGCAGUUCCUCUCUCACUCUUGAGCUUUCUUCUUCAGGAACGCAGGAUGGUGUUAAAGAUGCCUACACAAACAGACAGAAACCUACCAUGGAAUCUACCAUGCUUUCCCCUAUUCAGGAGACCAGUCCAACCAGGAAUCUGUCCAGUUUCACAGAGUUUGAAGCAACCAAAGAGGGGAAAGGAAAGGAGCAAGGAAAGGAUUUUGUAGCUUCUCCAGUUUCCCCAUCUAAACAUAUUGGCAAACAUAUUGCCAAUAUUCCAGCGCAUGCCCAGCACUACCAGAGCUACAUGCAACUGGUCCAGCAGAAGUCGGCCGUGGAGUUCUGCCAGAGCGAAGUGAGUUUGGUCAGCCUGUGUCAGAACCCUCAGAUCUCUUCCUUUGACAAGCCUAAAAUGGAGUGGAAGGUGAAAAUCCGAAGUGACGGAACGCGCUACAUCACCAAGCGCCCCGCCAAAGAACAGCUGCUGAGGGAAAGAGCCCUCCGCAUACGAGAAGAACGCCGUGGGAUGACCACUGACGACGAUACCGUAAGUGAGCUGAAGAUGGGACGCUACUGGAGCAAGGAGGAACGCAAGCAACACGCCAUACGUGCCAAAGAGCAGCGUCAACGCAGGGAGUUCAUGAAGCAGAGCCGCAUGGCCUACGCAAACGAGCAGGAAGGACGAGCCGAUGAUAUCGUGCAGCUGAGCCACAAGAAGAUGAUGAAGAAGAGGAAUAAGAAGAUCCUGGACAGCUGGAUGACCAUUCAGGAGCUGUUGACGCAUGGUGCAAAGUCACCAGACGGAACACAACUGCAAAACCCUCUACUCUCUGUAACCACAGUAUAAGAGCUGGACAGUGUAUUAGUUAUUAAUGCAAUACCUGGCAAUACUUUGCAGAGAGGGCAAUACAUUUGGCAAUACGUUUGAAAUGAGACUGCUGACUGAACAAAGGGACGAUUAUAAAGGCAGCUACAGGUAUUAUCAUCAGUAUCAUCAACUUUUAGAACUUUCUGGUACUUCUUUGUUCUCCAGUUUUCACUGAAAUGCAAUCCAAGUUUGACCAAAUGAGUUUUUUACCUUUAUGUGCUAACAGCAUUCUGCAACAUCAAAACUUUUGAAAAGGUUGAGAAUGGUGGACAAUAUUGUGCCUGAUUUCUCUUUUUUUGUUCGUGUACAUAAUUCAUGUAUGUUAUUUUUAUGUGUAUAAAAUUUAAUGAAAAGUCCAAUGAAAUCUGAACACGGUUCAGUCAUUUAAAAACACAAGUUGAGGUAAGGUGUAAACAGGCUCUACACUCAGGCACUGAGUACAAGUGUGAAUGGGGCGUAAUGUGUCUUAAUGUGAAUUCUAAAUCAUCAUAUAUUUGGUAUAUUUUCACUUGGUCAGUUUAUGAAUCUUGAGUAUUAGGAAUAUACCUUGAAAAGACCAGUUCACACAGAAAAUGCGUAAAAAAAAGUGUUAACUCACCAAAAAUGCAUUUAAAACAUAAAUACAAAUAUAAUAUAGAUACAUAUCUAAUCAGUCAAACCACUUUGUGUUACAGUACUGUAAAAAAAAAAAACACCAAUCAUAUUUGCUGCAGAGUGAGCAGAUUUGCAUAUUCCACCCCAUACAGCAAUUAGAUUACAGUCUGACUAACUGGACUAAUAUGUAACUACCAGGUGUAAAUGCAUGUGGCUAAAAUCGUAUUAGGAUUCAAUCCAGAUACAAUUCACAUGAAGUGACCAGGUGUAAACAGGGUCUCAUUAUGUCCUCAACAUUAACAUAUAAGUCCAUACACACAUAUCAACCAAUCAUUGUCACAGCAUGCAACAAAUGUCACACAAGCAAAACCUGUUCUGGCACUGUGAAAUUCAAUGUGUGAGGUUUGGUGUUCAUAAAAUCUAAAUGUAUAUGAAUACAUUGUUUUUAUCAUUUCUGUUUUACCCUGUUUAUUGAUGAGUUGAGCUAGCAGACCAAAGCACAGAACAUGGCCAGUUCUUCUCUUCCUCUUCCAGUGGAAAUUAAGUAAAAAAGAAAACUAAGAAAGUGAGAAGUAGGGCUGGACAAUAUGACAGACUCAUAUCGCAAUACGUUUCAGAGAAAUUUGGUAUGUUAUAAGUUAUAUAAGACCAGUUGGUACUUUUGGCAGUGUGGGCGGUGUGCCAAUUCCUGCUGGAAAAUGAAAUCCACAUCUUCAUUAAAAAGAUGUCAGCAGAGGAAAACAUUAAUUGCUGUAAGAUUUUCUGGUAGAAGAUUAAACUUUGAACCAAUAUAACACAGUGGACCAACACCAGCAGAUGAUCUGGAUCUCAAAACCAUCACUGAUCAGUAAAUUUUACAUUUCAUUUGGAAAUUAAGGGAGCAGAAGUUUCCACCAAUCAGUGAUGGUUUGGAGAGACAUGUCUGUCAUCUGCUGGUGUUGAUCCACUGUGUUAUAUCAAGUACAAAGUCAGUGCAGUGUUUUCCCGGAAAAUCUUACAGCACUUCAUGCUUCCCUCUGCUGAUAACUUUUAUUGAGAUGUGGAUUUCAUUUUCCAGCAGGACUUGGCAAACUGCCUACAGUGCCAAAAGUACCAAUUGCUCUUUAAUAAUAUUACAAUUUUCAAAAUAUCUUUGGUUUUUCAUUGGUUAUAAGACAUAAUCAUCAACAAUAAAAUAAAUAAAUGCUUAAAAUAGAUCACUCUGUGUGUAAUUCUGAACUGAAUUACUAAAAUAAAGUAAUUUUUCAAUGACAUUCUCAUUUUUUGA